GGUCAUCAUCGCGUAUUAUGUUUUACAUGUAUAUUAAACAUUAAUAUACUGCACACACGUAUACAUACAUCAACCACGGUAUACGUAUAAUAUAACAGACGUCAGACACACGCACGCACGCACACGCACGCGUUCGCGAGCAAAUUUAACUUUUUACGACGACCGCGGUGCACAUCACGAGUAAAUGAUUUUUUUAUUUUUUUUCUAAAUGCACCGACCUAGCCCCGCACAGUUUAAAUUAUCAUAAUCUCUUAACAAUCCUUAAUUGGACGGGACCGUUCGGGACGUCGAGAGCACCGCGCACCAAUACACAUUCUCAUACAGUCCCUUGGUCCCGUCGCGUCAUGAUCUCGCGUUCGAUAUUAUAAUAUACCUAAAAUUGUUGUACACGCGCAUUUGCUACUACGCCAUCCAAAGUCGCGUCUUGGUUUCGUAUGGUAUAAUAUUGUACGGUUUCGCCCGUUCGUCCGAUAAUUUCGUUUACCUUUGAUGUGAUUUCAUUUCGUCCGAUUUUUAAACAAACCCUUUUUUACCCCUUACUCCGGUCAAAAAUGUACCGUCUGUUUUUGGUACUGUGUUUGUGUUACGGUUUGCCGGGCUAUGCGUCCUCGGAGGAAACAACCACUUCGGUGUACGAACACUGCGGCAAUCUGCAGUUACAGGAAAACAUUCAAAUUAAAUUGAUAACUGGUACGUGGUAUGUAAUUGAAAUUCUACAACAUAAAACAAACGAUAAACUAUAUAAUGGAGAGAAAUUUGAAGUACCCACUUGCCCUUCUGUUUUCCUAACGCUUGCGGGUUCAGAUACUGAUCUUAAAUUGUACUGGAACGAAGAUACAGGCGACAUUGAAUAUCUGUUCAAAAUUAAAGACAGAUCAUCUCCAGGAUUUUGGCUGUCGUCUGGAUCACAGAAUGGCACACUAGUGCAGGUGACCACCUACGACCAGUUCGCGGGCAUGGUAUACGUCCGGAAAGCGAUAAGCAAUCACAUGGUGUUGACGUUCUGCUCGCCGAACACGCAGCUGUACAGCGUGGUGUUGGCCAGGGACAAGACGCUGGACGCCAAGGAACUGAAGAGCAUCGUGAACCACAUGCACCUGCAAAAGUUGCCCAUUACGCAGACGAAACGCACGUGUCGCAGCUCGGCGUCCACGGCCCGGGCUACCGCUUGGAUGACCACCGCGUUCUGCUUGACGUACCUGGCGUGGUACAUGCGCGUCCACAAAUAGGUCGUAUCCGCGAGCGUCACGCGCCUAUAUUAUACACGUCGGGGCAAACGGACGCGCAAAAACACACACACCCAUCCACAAACACACACACACACACACACACAUGCGGGCGCAGGGUCGGCGUCGGUCGAGGUUUGCGAGGGGCUAUAAAUGCAUUAUAAAUUAUAACAGUCGACGACUUAAACUCGGGAUCGCGCUACAGGUGGCGUUCAGAACAAUUAAUAAGAUAAUUAUUAUUAUCAGGUAUAACACUAUUGUUUCCGAAUGCGAUGCCCGAAGCUGACGACUUUAAUGUUUCAUUUCACUUAAAAUACAAUCCGUAUUAUGAUAAUGUGCAGGCAAUACCUAUAAGUCUUAUCAUACCUAGGAUGUAUCAAAUAAUUUACUACCCACCAACAUUCUAUAAUUAUACAUUUCGGGUACCAGCUCUUUCUACUCGCGUAUAUUUGUAUACUGAAGCAGUGAAUCAGUGGUGGGAUUGGGUGGAUCACCCCCCCCCCUCUUGGAAUUUUCGCCACCACUAUACAUUAUUAAAAUAUUAGCUACAACCACGGACUAAGAUAUUAUAUAAUGGACUGGAAACGACAUGGUUUGAGGGAGUCAAGCGACGGCCACCAAAAAGUUCCUCACAGCGGGGACCGAAUGUUUUCAGCGUUACCGGUGGUUUUAUUUGAGUUCACAUUUUGUAUUUUGGCACGGUCUAAGAUAGAAUGGAAUAGCAUCGUCUAGGUGAAGGGAGCAAAAGCAGAACUCAUAAACGUCUGGUAAAUUUCAUGUUUUAUGGGACCUUAACUGUUACUGAGCGAAUGGUGGUUGAAUUUAAAACUAUUGAAUAGAUAUAGGUACCAUAUUAUCUAGUCCGUAGGUUAAAAUUAAAACCACCAUGUGUGCUGAUAUCAGUGUAGGUCUCAUAACACCUGACAUUUGUGGUCCACCGAAAUUGUUUCGAUGCCAGUCCAUUAUAUCUUUGUCCGUGUUUUAUAUAUAUGGCGUUGUAAACUCUCGGUCCCCAUUGCGACCCCCCGGUCCUCUUGCCUCUUGUACGUACAUUCGUGGCAAGAAUAUAUUAUGUGGUAUACUCGUAGUUAUAAUAAACAGUAUUUCACCAUAUUCGUUCCCACACAAAACUUUUUAUAUUUAAUAUUUUUAAAUAAUAUUACUGCGUAUUAGACGGUAUAGGUACACGGUCAUGGUGCUAUAAAUAUUCACGACUUUUUUGGGCCCCCUAAACCCCCUUUCACUCCGACCCUGCGAACACACACAAAUGACAAUACUUAAAACGAUAGGAAAGGAAGAAAAAUAAAAUCAUUGGUUUUAUAUUAUAUACAAUAUAAUAUACUCAAUUAUAAAAUACAAAAAACGCAUACCUUCCAUACCCAACAUUGCGUUGUUACCCGAACACAUAAUGAUGACAUAAUAAUAUAACUACCUAUAAUAUGUGUAUCAUGCUCAAUUUAAGUUGUGCAAUAAUAUCGUUAAAAUUUAUCAAUUCCGUUCAAUUUGUACUUUUGCUUAAUUUUUCGGAUCUCUUUAGUGCAUAGUGAUUUUGUUUUGUUGCGUACCUACAUGCUAUAAUCUACCUAUAAAUUAUAAUAUUGUUUUAGUUCACACAUUUACUAACGUUUAAUUGGACGACUACUAUUAUAGCAGUACCUACUAUAACAUUAUAAUUGCACAAUGUUGGGUCACCUUUUUUUUGUGUAAUUCAUCUUCUUAAAACUAAUGUAUUGUUACAAUAACUACUUAUAUAUAAUAAUUAUUUAAUAAAACUAUUUGUAAAUUGAAGAAAAAAUGUUUUUUAUAAAAUUGUAUUAAAUCAAAUGUUUAUUACAAAUACUUUAUAUUGAUAUAUCUAUAUAAUAUAAUAUAUUUUGCAGUAAUCUAAGCAGCUAUACAACAGCUGUGAAGUAUGUUAGCUUCGCGCAAAUUUGUAUACUUUAUUCAUAUAAAUAAUAAAGCACAAUAUGUAUAUGUA
This is a messenger RNA of Metopolophium dirhodum (rose-grain aphid), 3204 nucleotides long. RefSeq lists its product as uncharacterized. Lineage: Eukaryota; Metazoa; Arthropoda; Insecta; Hemiptera; Aphididae. The transcript has 3 exons. The record is from RefSeq and is a predicted model, not a curated record. Bases 552 to 1229 code for a protein of 225 amino acids.